AAAAAAAAAACAAAUUUACUCAAGAGCAUGAGCCCUUGAAAUAUGGAUGUUGGGCAGUAAAAAGACGUCUAGAGAUUGGAAGGAUCCAAACGUCUCCCUUUUCCCCCUCUUCUACCCUUUCUCUCUCUUAUUUCUACUUAAUCCAACGAAUAUAGUAAACUAUCAGAAUCCCAGGUGUGGAUUGCGUCAAGCUUAGCUGUAAUGACACAACUUGCUUUCAGUUAACUUUUUUAAUCUUUUUUUUUAGAAAAAUUUGCUAAAUUUCCUUUUGGGUUUUAUUUUUUUUUUACAAUUCACAUAAAAGUCAAAGCAAAAGACUGAAAAUUUCUAGCCUUUUUGUCACUUGGGUAGCUCGAUGUUUUUAAUCUUUCCCCCUUUUUUUAUCUGGAUUUUUUUGUUGUAUUAGUGCUCAGCUUUCUGAGUUUUGCUUAUUUGCUGCCCAAUUUUCUGUUUUACUGGGUAAAUCUUUGUUUCUCUUCAAUCCAAUUCAAAUUUGAGAUUCUGGGUUUUCUUUGGUGAAAAGAUUGAAGUUGUAUUUUAUUAGAUAAUUGUUAGUAAUUCCUGUCAAUCUUAUGUUUCCUCAAUUGGGUCCCAAGUUUUAUAUUAAAUUACUUAAUUGGAAGUUGUUUCAAGCCUUUUGAUCUGGUAGUAUUGUUGUAUUAGGGCAUUUUAAGGUGGUCUUUUGUUGACUUCAACUAUAAACUAUUGUGGGUUUGGUAAUUGGGGUUUGUCAGUUUUCUUUGGGGUUUUGACUGUCUACUUUGUUUUAUUGGGUGAUCACAUCAGCUUCUUCAUUUGGGUGGUUAUAAAUUUAUAUUAGUUUUGUUCGGGAAGCUUAAGAUUGUAACUUUUUAAGGAGUUGUUUUUGUUGAGGGGUAUUGUUCUUGAAUUUGUGGAUACAUAGCUGUGGAGGUGGUGAUGAUGAUGGUUCAUGGGGAGCCAAAGCUUGAGGGUUGGAGUGGAAGCUGAAAACGAAGCUGCCAACGGGAUGCCGAGUUUUGAUCCUUCAAUACCAAUCUCUACUGCACUUGAAUCAAGCUCCAUUUCCUUCCGAGUUUCUGGUUUUGGGGUUCUGGCUCAAACAAAUGGCUUCCUAGUCGAGAAUCUUAUAGAUCUUAGAAAUCCUGGGAUAAAUUUAACAAAAUCAAGUGACCGUCUUGUUCCUACUGAUCCCCUUCUCAACAUCUCUAAUAAUAAGGCUUCAGGUUUACUAAAUAUAAAUCCAUCUGCAACGCCAUCACAAAACAGUGUACAAAAUAAUCUGGUUUCUGUUUCUAGCGGUAGUUUGGAAAAUUGGGGAGAGUCUAAUAUGGCAGAUGCUAGUCCAAGGACUGAUAUUUCAACAGAUGCAGACACAGAUGAAAGAAACAAGAGGUUUGAUAGACUUCAGAUGACUACUCAUGCAGCUUCUGAUUCGAGUGAUAGAUCAAAGGAGCCUAAAGAUCAGAAGACUCUUCGAAGGCUUGCUCAGAACCGUGAGGCAGCACGGAAAAGCCGAUUGAGGAAGAAAGCAUAUGUUCAACAGCUGGAAAGCAGCAGACUGAAGCUGACUCAGCUCGAGCAGGAGCUCCAACGAGCACGACAACAGGGAAUUUUCAUUUCAAGCUCAGGGGAUCAAGCCCAUUCAACUGGUGGAAAUGCAGGGGCAAUGGCUUUUGAUGUGGAAUAUGCACGCUGGCUGGAAGAGCAAAACCGUCAAGUCAACGAGUUAAGAGCAGCAGUAAAUGCUCACGCUGGUGAUGCUGAACUUCGUGUCAUUGUUGAUAGUGUCGUCGCACAUUAUGAUGAUAUUUUCCGGCUCAAAUCCAAUGCAGCCAAGAAUGACGUUUUCCAUCUUUUGUCGGGUAUGUGGAAAACACCUGCUGAAAGGUGCUUUCUGUGGUUAGGUGGCUUUCGUUCAUCUGAGCUUCUUAAGCUGCUUGUGAACCAGUUAGAGCCUCUGACUGAACAACAAGUGAAUGCGAUUCAGAACUUGCAACAAUCUUCACAGCAGGCUGAAGAUGCAUUGUCUCAGGGAAUGGAGGCACUACAGCAGUCACUGGCAGAGACCUUGUCCAGUGGCUCUCUUGGCUCGUCUGGUUCAUCGGGAAAUGUUGCAAAUUAUAUGGGCCAAAUGGCCAUGGCUAUGGGGAAACUUGGUACUCUUGAAGGCUUUAUUCGCCAGCUACAGAGGUUAAGGCAAAGGCAGUUGAUUUGCUACGGUGUGGCCGAGGCUUGUACAUGCUGAUAACCUACGCCAACAAACGCUACAACAAAUGCAUCGGAUAUUGACAACACGGCAAUCAGCUCGUGCGCUUUUAGCUAUUCAUGAUUAUUUCUCGAGGUUGCGUGCUUUAAGUUCGCUUUGGCUUGCCCGCCCAAGAGAAUGACGGCAUUUUAACUUAUUAACCAGGAGAACAGGAGUAGCUUUUGUAAAAUGGCCAGGUGCCAAGUUAUGGAGAGAACAGCAACAGCGCCAAUCCCAUUCGUUCAUAGAUGUGCAAACUCAUAUUGUCUUGAGUACUUGUAUUAAUGUAUUAUCAAUACAAUCUUGUACAAUAUUUACUUACUAGAGAUUUCCUAUCAUUUUUUUCCUCUUUUGGGUAGAUCAAUGUUGGAAUAAUUUUAUUGGCUUGUAGUUGUGUUGAGUAUUUUUAAGAGGAAUUUUUUGUUUUUCAUAUUGUGUACAUUUUAUUAUAUGAUGCAUUCGUAGUCGAUCAAGAAUAGCCCGUAAGGGAAGACCUUAAUUAGUAUCCUUUGUUUCAUUCAUUUUGCUCCAUUACGGUUUUUAAUUAGUAUUUAUUUUACAUACAACCAAUUAAUUUAAUAACUUUGUAUUUGUGAACUCACCACUUUGCUUCUAUAUUACUCGUUUAUUUAAUUAAUACUCUCUCCGUUCUU
Molecule: messenger RNA, 2880 nt
Organism: Amaranthus tricolor (Joseph's coat)
Lineage: Eukaryota; Viridiplantae; Streptophyta; Magnoliopsida; Caryophyllales; Amaranthaceae
Product: transcription factor TGA6-like
Exons: 12
Coding region: 932-2227 (431 amino acids)
Biological process (GO): regulation of DNA-templated transcription; DNA-templated transcription
Molecular function (GO): sequence-specific DNA binding; DNA-binding transcription factor activity
Source: RefSeq, a predicted model, not a curated record